AUGCCUCCCCAUUUGCCCGGCCAGUCCGGUCACGGAUUGCAAGCAGGAGGGCACGGACACGGGGCGGCAGUAACAGGUCUUGCGCCUGCUGCAGACCGCAUGGGGGGCAGCGAGGGGGGAAGCUUGGGGGGAGCCUGGGCUGGGAGCAACGAGGGGGGAAGCUUGGGAGGUGCCCGGUUCGGAGGCAGUGAGGGGGGGAGUCAGGGGGGAGACAUGAGGCAGCCUGGCGGACAAGGGCUAGGGAUGCCAGGGGGGGUAGUUUCUGUGGCGGCUGGUGCGCCUGGGACGCGUCUGUCUGGUGCUGGUGGUUCUGUGGGAGUGGGGGUUGGAGAGGAGGAGGUGCGAGCAGCUCGAUCCAAGCCAAGGAAGAACGAGGUUCCAUACUCUCUCUCUCUCUCUCCUAGUGUGCCUCAUCUGUCUUCUCGCAUCUCCACUCAUCUCCUCUCCUAUCAUCUCCCUUCCUCUCCUUUCACCUCGUCUCAUAGAUUACCAGUUCCUGUGCUACAAACCCUCUUCCUCUUAGCGACUAUGUUCCUUUUCGUGCAUUUUUUCCUCUACCAGAGAGCAGCAGCAGCGGCAGCAGCAGCGGCGGCAGCAGCACAAGCAAGAGCUGAAGCCGGUGAUCCAAAGCACAGGCUGGGAGGGGACACGGAUGCAUCCCACAUCAGACCCUUCGCGCUCCCUCCUACUCCGUCUCCUCCUCCUGCUGCUGCUGCUUCUCCUGCUGCUCCUGCUGCUACUCCCGCUCGCCCAAACGCGUCAGCAGCAGCAGAGAUGGGAUCUGGUUUCGCUAGCAGCAGCCACGCAGCAGCAGUGCCAGCAGCAGCAGCAGCCGAUGCAGCCUCUGGGUUCAUAUCCCCCCACACAGACGCUGCUGCUCCUGCAGCAGCGGCAGCUGGGGGUGGGGCGGCACAUGUGGACUGGCGCUUAGGACAGGGUCACGCUGCCUCUGGGGGGGACGAGGCGGGGGACGGGGAGGGGGAGGAGGGGGAGGAGGAGGAGGGGGUGGGGGAGGUGUUGGUGGUGUGGCGGGUGUGGUUGUUUCAGCAGGAGGAGAAGGAGAGGAGGGAAGAGGGGGAGGCCAAAGCAGCAGCAGCAGCAGCAGCAGCAGCAGCAGCAGCAGCAGCAGCCACAGCAGCAGCAGCGGCUGCUACAGCGUCUGCCCCCACGCCAGGUCCCCACCCCCCUGCAGGCCGGCCAAAAGCCGGCCCGGGAGCAGCAACUGGGGCAGCAGGGGGAGCAGCAGCAGGGGCGGCUGGGCCUGGUGGUAGGCCCACUGCUCCUGUGUCGAUGUCAGCACAGGAGGCAGAGGUAGCAGAGGCGCUCUUCGACUUUGCCAACCUGCUCGCGUUUGGAUCAAAUGAAGCCGAAGAGGAAGGUGCUGAUGGCUCUGCCGCCGCUGGUGGUGCUGCUGCUGACGGCGCUGCCGCCGCUGCUGCGGCAACGGCUGCAGCUGCGGCGGCGGUGGUGGCUGGUAGUGCUGCUGCUGCCAAUGGGGUGACUGUAGAGGGUCCCAUAGGGCAGGUGCUUUCCCUCCCACCCACCCUCGGUCCAGCCAGCAGAGAUCCUCAGGGACCCUUUUCCGCUGCUGUUGCUGCUGCAGCAGCAGCAGGUGCUGCUGGUGGCCCUUCAGGUGUAAACCCAGGUGCAGGAUCAACGAGUCUUCUGGGCACCCCCCUGGCCUCGCCUCGCGCUGUCCUGCCUUCUCCGCCUCUAGGGUUCCCCAUUGCAGCAGCAGCUGGGGCGGGGAUGGGCGUGGGCGCGGGCGGGCAGGGCGCAGGGGCGGCGGCUGAUGUGUCUCGGCUGCUUGUGUGUGGGGGGAAUGAGGCGGAUGGACGGGGGCAGUAUGGGGGAGGGGCGGGGGGAGCAGGGGGGGGGAUGGGGGGAGGAGCAGGGGAGGGGGUUGUGGGGCCGGGAGGUGGGGGGAGGUCGGCAGGGGGAGGGGGGAUUGCGGCAGGAGUGGGGCCAGGGGCGGUAGGUGGGAGGCAGAGUGUGUUGGAGAAAGUCAGUCAACACCAGAUUGCUGCUGCUGCUGCACACGGCCACACAGACGGCAGCACCAGGCAGGCCAAGCACAGCCCUGCCUCCUCUGCCGUCCUCCGUGCCCCUGCGGCUGCCUCACUGGCUGCUGCAGCAGGGCCCUACGGCAGCACCAGGCAGACCAAGCAUGGCCCAGCCUCCUCUGCUGCCCUCCGCGCCCCUGCUGCCGCCGCCCUGGCUGCUGCUGCAGGCCCCUUACACUCCCCCUCCGCCCCUCCUGUGCCAGGCAUUGCAGGGGCAGUGGGUAGCGGUGGGGGUGCCACCGGGGGAGGUGCAUCUGGAACAGGCACAGCUGGUCUUCUCAGUAUCGCCCCAAGGGCUCUAGCUCCCAGGCCCAUCGCCCCUCUAACAGGCCAGCCAAACCCAGGGGCAAUGGCAGGAGGGCUUGGGGUUGGGGUUGCGCCUCUGACAAUGCCCAACCCUGCUGCGGUUCUUCCCCCGCAAGCGGCUGGUUUUGGCUCCAUGGGCAAGAAUCGGAUGCUGCUUCCUGUUCCCACUUUGAACGCUGCAGCAGCUGCUGCGGGUGCCGGUCCUGGUUCCGGUCCUGGUACCCCUGGGGCAGCUGCGGGUGCUGGUGGUGGUGGUGCGGAUACAGGAGCAGGAGCAGGAGGAGGAGCAGCAGCAGGAGGUGUAGUUGGAACAGGGGUGGUAGGGGCAGUGAAGGACCAACGGCAAACGGGAGCUACUGCAAGUCCCUUGCUACCUGCAGGAGCAGCAGCAGCAGCAGCAGGGGGUGGGGUUCCGGCCUUUCACAACUCUGUCCCCUCCUAUUCUCCUCUCGCUGGUGGAAACCCAUCCUUUGCCCCGAAUUCCCAUGGGCUCGCUUCUUCCCAUGCUCACGCCACCGCCGUUGCCCAUGCUGCCUCCACUCCCCAUGCUGCCUCCACUCCCCCCCCGCGGCUGUUUGCUUCCCCGCUCACUGGUGCACCGCUGGCACCAGGGGGGCAGGGAGCGGAGAAGGGGGGGAAGGGGGCGGGAGAGGCAAAGGGGCCUGGUGGAGUGGUGGGCGCGGGAGGAGAGGGGGGAGUGGACCAGCAGACGAGGCUGCGAAUGGGACCACCGUCAGCCACGGCCACCACUACAGACAGCAAGGACCAGUGGCCGCCGCAGCAGCAGCAGUCACUGCGCUCUAACAAGCUUGAGCUUGAUCUCAUGUCCCCACCCGGCAACGGUCUUUCGCUGCUGGUUCCGAGUUCAGAGCGGUUGGGAGCGGUGGACGAGGAGGAGACAGCGGAAGGGGAGAGCAAGACGCAUGUGCAACGCUUGAGGGAGUGUGUGCGAUUGACAGUGCCGUAUGGAGAGUCCUUCUCAUCCUCCCCGUCCGCGUGUGAUGAGUCGGCGUGUGAUGAGUCGACUUACAGUGCCAGAUCUGGCAGUCAAAGAGGGGCGACAGCGAGGGGGGCGAAAGGAGACGCUAAGGGUGCGUCCAGGGAUCGAGCUGCUGGUUCGUCUCCUGUGGUGGGGCCUAUGUCCCCAGGAGCCGUAGGGUUGGGAGGCUUCCCCCCUCCGCCCGCCCACCUUGCCCCCAUGCACCACACUCCCCCCAGCAUGCCCCACAAUCCCCCUGGGAUGCCCCCAUCCGGGGCACCUACUCACGGAGCAGCAGCAGCAGCAGCAGCCGCAGCGGCUGCAGCAGCGGCAGCUGCUGCGUCUAUGCCUUUGCCGUUAGGGUUGGGAGGGUGGCCGAUUCCUGGGAUUGGGUUUUUCCCUCAGGCUGCAGCUGCGGCAGCAGCGGCUGCAGCUGCUGCUGGGUGGCCCCCUCCCUCUGCUGGAGGCCCCUCCUCGCUUCCCUCCUCUCUCCCCUCCUCUCUUGCCUCGUCUCUCCCCUCCUCGCUUCCCUCGUCUCUCCCCUCUUCCCUCCCUGCCUCCCUGUCGCAUACAGGGCCGUCACUGCUCCAGCAUGCUGGAGUGGCGUCACUGGCACAUGCAGGGAGGGACGAUGGGGUCUCCUCACCUGCUCCUCCUGGCCAUCCGUCGCAGCACACUCUCCCUCAACCGCCCCCAGGCUUACUCCCUCUGCCUUCGCAGCAGCAGCAGCAGCAGCUGCACGGGCGGCGGCCUUGGAAACGUUGUGCUCUGCACGUUUACAUCGCCCACUUUAUUGAGUUCAACCAGCAUGUAGCACGUCAACAGCAGCAGCAACAGCAACAGCAGCAGCAGCAACAGCAGCAGCAGCAGCAACAGCAGCAGCAGCAUCACCACCACCCGUUCUACCCCCCGCAUUUCAGCAACUAUGCAGCGGCGGCAGCGGCGGCGGCAGCAGCAGCGGUAGCAGCUUCAAAGCAGCAGCCUCCGUAUGGGAUGGCCAUGCCGGGGCAUAUUCCUGGUGCGCCUCCCUUUGGCUUGCAAGCAGGUGGGGCAGCAGGCGGAGCAGCAAGUGCAGCAGCAGCGGCAGGUGCAGCGGCAGCGGCAGCGGCUGCAGCAGCAGGGGCGGCAGGCGGGGCAGCAGGUACAGGUGUGGCUCAAGCUCCCCUGCCUUCCGCUCUCCCUGUUCCUCUCUCAGCCCCCCCAACAGUCUCUGCUGCCGCUGCUGCUGCCGCUGCCGCUACCGCUGCUGUAGCUUCGGCAGCUGCAACUUCGACGGCGCCAGCAUCGGCAGCUGCAUCCGCGCCCGGUGCAGCAGGUUUGGCGCCUGGAGCUUCUCCGAGCCUCCCACACGGUUUGGGAACGGGUGCAAGUGGGGCAGGGGCAGGGAAGGAUAAGCACGGGCAGGUUUCCGGGCAGGUUCAGGGGCAACUGAAGCCGCAAGGAGCAGCAGGAAACGCACCCUCAGGAGGGCCCUCAGCUGCUGGGAAAGCUCUGGAGGGAAUGGUAAGGCGAGAGGAGGCCAUAGGGAACCAUGUAGGGGGGCCGGUCUCCCCUGCUGUACCAGCAGCAGCAGCAACGGCAGCACCAGGGAAGGCACUUGCGCAGGGGCAGAAUCAGGUGCAGGUUCAGGCACAGGGGCAGGGGCAGAAUCAGGGGCAGAUGGCGCAUGUGCAACGAGUGGCAGGUGCUCCGGUUCAGAGCGGUGCUGCAGGGGGGCCGUCCACCCACCUGAGAAUACCUGGGCUUUUCCCCGCAGGGGUGGUUCAGGCAGGGGCGACACAGGCAGGGGCGGCACAGGCAGGGGCGGCACAGGCAGGGGCGGCACAGGCAGGGGCGGCACAGGCAGGGGCGGCACAGGCAGGGGCGGCACAGGCAGGGGCAGCACAGGCAGGGGCGGCACAGGCAGGGGCGGCACAGGCAGGGGCAGCACAGGCAGGGGCGGCACAGGUAGGGGUGGCACAGGUAGGGGCGGCACCGGCAGGGGUAGGGCAAGGGGUUGGGCAAGGGGUUGGGCAAGCAAGUGCAGGGCAGGCGGGAAUGGGACAGGCAGGGGCAGUGGCACGAGGGUCUGGACAGGCAGGGGUGGGGCAUCCAGGGGCGGUGGCAGCAGGGGCGGCUCAAGCAGGGGCGGCUCAAGCAGGGGCGGUUCAACCAGGGCCGGUUCAACCAGGGGCGGUGCCAGCAGGUGUUAUCCAGAGGCCAGGAGGGCAGGGAUUGGGGAUGGGGCUACCAGGUGCGCAGCAGCUGCAGCAGCAGCAGGGGCAGCUGGGGCAGCUGGGGCAGCAGCAGCAGGGGCAGCUGGGGCAGCUGGGGCAGCAGCAGCAUGUUGGGAUGCAGCAGAGACCUGUGUUGCUACCACGGCUGCCACAGCCGCAGCAGCAGCAGCAGCAGCAGCAGCAGCAGCAGCAGCAGCAGCAGGUGAAGCCAGCACAGUUAGCGCCACAUAAAGUGCUAUUGCCAAAGCUGCAGCAACAAUCCCAGCAGUCUCUACUGAACCAGCAGCAGCAACAGCCCAUGCAGCAGCAGCAGCAGGUGAGGGAGGGGCAGGAACCAGCGCAGAAGAGAAUGAGAACGGAGAAGCAGCAGGUGCAGGGGGUAGCAACAGCAGGGCAGGCAGGCACUGUGGGGGCAGGCAGUGGUGCAGGGGCAGGGAACGCUAACGGGGCUGGUGCUGCUGUUGCUCCUGGUUUGAAGCCGCAAGGAGGGCAGAUGCAGCCGGGACAGGUGGUAUCAGGGCAAAUGCUACCAGGACAGGUGCUAUCGGGGCAGGUGCUACCAGGGCAGGUGCUACCAGGGCAGGUGCUACCAGGGCAGGUGCUACCUGGGCCGGUACCACUGGCCCAGGUGCAGCCGGGACAGGUGCAGCCGGGGCAGGUGCAGCCGGGGCAGGUGCAGCCGGGGCAGGUACAACUCCAGCCCAGGCAGGUGCCCCCGGGACAGGUGCAGGCAGGGCAGGUGCAGCCGGGGCAGGUACAACUCCAGCCCAGGCAGGUGCCCCCGGGACAGGUGCAGGCAGGGCAGGUGCAGCCGGGGCAGGUACAACUCCAGCCCAGGCAGGUGCCCCCGGGACAGGUGCAGGCAGGGCAGGUGCAGCUGGGGCAGGUGCUACCUGUUGCAGCAGCACCUGUUGUGGCACCUGUUGCAGCAGCACCUGUUGUGGCACCUGUUGCAGCAGCAGCAGCGUCCGUGGCACCAACACCGGCAGCAGCAGCAGCAGCAGCAGCAGCAGCAGCAUCUGUGUCAAAUCCUGUUGCACCACUGCCUGUUCCACUAGGGGCGCAGGGGCAGGCGCAGGGGCAUGGGCAUGGGCCUGCUGAGAAGGUGGUAUUUGGGCAGGUGCUUCCAGGGCAGGUGCCACCUGGCAAGGAGUCGGCAGUUUCCAUUACAAACCUAGGGAGCAAUGCAGCAAGUUCCACAGAGCAGCAGCAGCAGCAGCAGCAGCAGCAGAAGCAGCAGCAGCAGUUACAGCAGCAGCACAAUAAAGGUGUGGCUGUGCCUCCAGCACCACUCACGUGUGCUAUCAAGGGAAGUCCUGUGCCUGUUCCCUCUGCUCAGGCGUCCGCAGCAACAGGCACGCAGCAGCAGCAUCAGCACAAUAAAGGUGUGCCUGUGCCUCCAGCACCACUCACGUGUGCUAUCAAGGGAAGUCUCGUGCCUGUUCCCUCUGCACAGGCGUCUGCUGCUAAGGUUGCUCCUUUCCCCCCACCUCCGUUUCCCCUAUCCCCGUUUCCCCCGCCUCCGUUCCCCCCACCCCUGUUUUGCCAGUUCCAGCUUCCCUCAUUCCUGUUCCCCUCAACCCCGUCCCCACCACUGCUGCUCCCCCUACUCCCGUUCCCUUGA
Messenger RNA from Closterium sp. Naga37s-1, 7188 nucleotides. The record is from the annotation of a GenBank genome assembly. Lineage: Eukaryota; Viridiplantae; Streptophyta; Zygnematophyceae; Desmidiales; Closteriaceae.